Messenger RNA from Myxocyprinus asiaticus (Chinese sucker), 6531 nucleotides. Its product is annotated as transcription factor SOX-5-like. Gene Ontology annotation, biological process: regulation of transcription by RNA polymerase II; cell fate commitment; positive regulation of chondrocyte differentiation. The transcript has 20 exons. The coding region runs from base 504 to 2768 and encodes 754 amino acids. The record is from RefSeq and is a predicted model, not a curated record. Lineage: Eukaryota; Metazoa; Chordata; Actinopteri; Cypriniformes; Catostomidae. Gene Ontology annotation, cellular component: nucleus. Gene Ontology annotation, molecular function: RNA polymerase II cis-regulatory region sequence-specific DNA binding; DNA-binding transcription factor activity, RNA polymerase II-specific.
CCUGAGAUGCGCGUGCAGGUGAAGCGCGCAUCAAACUUGACAGAAUGUGAUGAUAACCUACUUCAACAAACUUCUAGUCUUUCCAUCUUGAUAAGGUAGAUGUUACGCAGUCAAGUGAGCCAUAACGAACUAAACCCUGGGAUUUCACCUCGUCCUUGAGAGACCAGCGCAAAUCAACCCCAAAUAAAACAUCACGACCCUUUUCACCUCUCCCGCCCGGAACGGAUGGUCGUUUUCCUUCGAGACACGUGGACGACGCGGUACACAAAAUAAGGGGCCAAAGAGCCGGAGACUCUAUAGAGGGACUCAGACUGGGUGGGAGGAGAUCCCAGCAGGGUUCAGCUGCUCACCAAUGGGUUUGUGGUUUGAAGACGUGCAGCACUCAUCUCUUUCACAUCCUUUGUAGGCAGAGACAGAACUCUUUCAGCACAAGGGGCCUCAACACGACUGACUGAUUUUCUAUCAAGAAAUCCAAACACAAACUCACACUUUCUAGAGAAGCAAUGAAGACAGGUGAAGCUGAAGACAGGAUGUCUUCCAAGCGACCAGCCUCUCCAUAUGGGGGAACAGAUGGAGAGGUAGUCAUGGCGACGAGCAGACAGCGAUUGGAGGAUGAAGAGGUUGAUGGACAUGCUGUCAUUCACUUGCCCCUGAGUUCGUACUGCAGCAAAGUGUCACCGCGAUCUCCUCGCUUGCUCGACAGCCCCCCAACACUACAUGCUAACAUGGAUCAGGAUGGCAGUAAAGGCCUGGCCCUGAGCCCCUACCCCCAGCACAACUCGUCUACCUCACCCAGUAAACAGCAGCAGGAGGAGGGGUCCAUGCGGCCGGGGAGUGAGCCCAGCUCCGCCGCAGCCCUGGGAACACCGGAACGACGCAAAGGCAGCCUGGCCGACGUGGUUGACACGCUCAAACAGCGCAAGAUGGAGGAACUGAUCAAGAAUGAGCCAGAUGAGGCCCCCAGCAUUGAGAGGCUGAUGUCUAAGGACUGGAAGGACAAGCUGUUGGCCAUGGGUUCUGGCAACUUUGGAGAGAUCAAAGGUACCCCGGACAGCCUGGCGGAGAAGGAGCGCCAGUUGAUGGGGAUGAUCACACAGCUCAGCAGUCUCAGAGAGCAGCUACUGGCCGCCCAUGAGGAGCAGAAGAAACUGGCCGCCUCACAGAUCGAAAAACAGCGCCAACAAAUGGAGCUCGCAAAACAGCAACAAGACCAGAUUGCACGACAACAGCAGCAACUUCUGCAGCAACAACACAAAAUCAACCUCCUACAGCAACAGAUCCAGCAGGUCCAGGGUCAGCUGCCUCCAUUGAUGAUACCUGUGUUUCCUCCAGAUCAGAGAACUUUGGCGGCUGCCGCAGCCCAACAAGGAUUUCUGAUUCCUCCAGGGUUCAACUACAAACCAGGCUGCAGUGACCCUUACCCUAUACAGCUGAUCCCUACUUCUAUGGCAGCUGCUGCCGCGGCAACUCCUGGCCUUGGUCCUCUUCAGCUCCAGCAGUUGUAUGCAGCUCAGCUGGCUGCCAUGCAGGUGUCUCCAGGGGCCAAACACAGCACAGUGCCUCAGGCCAACCUGGCAACCGGCACACUCUCGCCCACCAGCGGCCAGAGCGAGAAAAACAGAAGCACCCCGCCACCAAAGCCCAAGGACGAGGGCGCUCAGCCCUUGAAUCUGUCGUCCAAGCCUAAGGCAUCCGAGAGCAAGUCACCCACCUCCCCCACUUCCCCACAGGUCCCCACCCUGAAGCUGGGCCCCGGAUCCCUGAAGCAUAGCGCCCCCUCCAGCAUCGGAGGACCGCCAUCCAGACUCAGCUCCAUAGAUCUGCUGUCAUCCAUCACCUCUGGUGGCUACCUGAACGACCAUGAGGCCGUGACCAAAGCAUUCCAAGAGGCACGACAGAUGAAGGAGCAGCUGAAGAGAGAGCAACAGGUUCUGGAUGCCAAGGUGGCGGCAGUCAACAGCCUGACGCUCAACAACGAUAAAGCAGCUCUGGAGAGCUUGAGCCAGCAGUUAAAGCAGUCUGAAGAGAGCAAGUUCACUCAUGCUAUGAUGGACUUUGGCAUUAGUGGCGAUUCUGAUGGAAGUCCCAGUGUGUCAGACUCACGGAUCUUCAGAGAGGCUCGAGGGCGUGGCAGCAGUGAGCCGCACAUCAAGAGACCCAUGAAUGCCUUCAUGGUCUGGGCUAAAGAUGAGAGAAGGAAAAUCCUACAGGCUUUCCCUGACAUGCACAACUCUAACAUCAGCAAGAUCCUUGGUUCUCGCUGGAAGUCUAUGACAAACCUGGAAAAGCAGCCAUACUAUGAAGAACAGGCCCGACUUAGUAAGCAGCACCUAGAAAAAUACCCUGACUACAAAUACAAACCACGGCCCAAACGCACCUGCCUGGUGGACGGCAAGAAACUGCGCAUCGGCGAAUACAAGGCCAUUAUGCGCAACCGCAGACAGGAAAUGCGGCAGUAUUUCACUGUAGGGCAGCAGACCCAGUUGCCCUUGUCCUCAGCGGGUGUUGUGUACCCAAACACGCUCUCAAUGGCAGGAAUGCCAUCUCCACAGAUUCCCUCUGAGCACUCAAGCAUGUCCAGUAGCCCUGAACCAGCCCCGCCCACCAGCCAGCACUCAUACCUCAGUGCCCACAAAGGGGAGGGGCCUCGAGUGAAGGAGGAGGAUCUCCGAAUGGAUGGCGGCAACGGCGACGCAUACGAUGACUUUGACUACGAAGACGACGACGCCGACUAUGGCAGUGACAGCGAGAACCACAUCGCUCAGUAAACCUGCCAGUCACAGCCAUCUCACCAAUUAACAUGCAUCUUACACAACAAAACUUUGUUCCGUCCCCAUACACCAUCCAAUCAUGACUCCUCCAGAGCCAAGUCCCUCCCUCGGGAGUCUCGAUAAUGCAGCAAAGCACAGGACCUGUCAAUCAAAAUGACUGUUACAUGAAAAAGAGGGUCUUGUAGAGGAAGUGCAAAACCUGGCAUUUGACUCCUUCUGAGCAAACAUACUAUGGCAAGUUCGUAUUGAAUCACGAGUAAGCUACGACAACAGGAAAAACUGCGACAAGUUUGUCAUUGAGACAUUUAUUACUAAAAUGAAAAACACGGACCUGUCAGUUGACCUAUCAUAGACACUUUAAAAUGGUGGACCUGUUUGUUUCUAAAGAGACACUUUUAAAACGGCUUUUUUUCUUGGUUCUAUAAUAUUCUCACUCAGGUACACAGUGCCAACAAGUGGCUUGUGAAUGUGAUUUUGUUGUUUUUGUGCUACAGUUUUAGUAGAGAAAAAAAUACAUUUAUUUUCCUCUUCACCGUAAAAGCACCUGACAGGAGUCACGACAAGCAUUUCCUACUUGCUGAAUCUUUCUAUCACCCUCAUGCCCAUGUCUUUACAGUCAAUGAUGUCUUUUCUUUUGGACGAAAGGAUGGAAGGGAGGACUCAAGUCCCUUCACUCAGGAGUCUGAACAAAUGCUGGAUGACAGACAAUCCCUCCUUCCUCACAUCUUUUCCUCUUGACACACUUUUACUUUUUCCUCUUAUCUGUGUCUCUGGACAUCGACGUGUCUCUCUCUCAGGUGUGGAGACAAACUUUAUGAGAUAGCACAAACUUUGUGUUUGGUGAACAGCUGACAUGGCAAUGGUUGUCGUGGAGAGUGAGGUCUCGAGCUGAAUCAUUGUGUGCUUGCACAUUUCGUUAUGUUUGUAAUUCCUUACGUGUGUGUGGAUGAAUGCGCCUUUCAUAGAUUUUAAGUUUAUGUUUAUUACAUGUAGACGGUUGAUGUGCUGGUCAUAUGAACAUUUAAAAACAUUCAAUAUACAGUAUACAGUAUGUAAUACAGCAGACAGAGACAUGCGAAAGUAAACCAAACAUUUAAUAUUGACUCUGCAUUAGUGCAGAGCAACACACAAAAUGAGGUAGAUCGGACAUGUGCCAUCCUUCAUUCCUUUGUUCCUUCCUUCCUUCCUACAUUCCAUCCUUCCUUCCUUCCUAUUUCCUUCCUACUUCCUUCUUUUCUUCCUCCUCCCUUCCUUUCUUGCUUACACCUUUCCUUCUUUGCUUCAUCAUACUUUCCUUCCUUGCUUCUUACUUCCUUCUUUCAUAAUUCUUUUCUUUUUGACUUUCUUUCUUUUUUUUCUUUCUUUCUUUUUUCUUUUUUCUGAAGAGCCUGUGCUUGAAUGGCAUAUUGAAGGAGGAGAAAAAGAGUUUCAGAGUCGUGCCAGCAGUGAUUUGCUCCCUGUGUGGCUUACACUGACCCACUCCAUCUUAUGCACCUGUGUGGCUGCUGUUGGCACAGCAGUGGCAUUUGAUUGACGGCUGCCCUAACUGUAACUACAUUGCCAGCCUCUCACUGGCCUGGUGUGGGCAUGAGCGGGCAGCUGGAUGGGAGAGAAACACAAGCUGUUUAGUGAACAUCAGCCAGAUACAUCUCUCACUGUCUGCUCUCCUAUACUUCUACACUGAAAAAAAAUAAAUUAAAAAAAAUCUUAAUCGGUAUGUUUUUCUUGUUUUCCAGUAAAAAUUUGUGAAAUAAAAGUGUUUUAUUGUGUAAGACUUGUUUUCAGAGAAUAUAUCUUGAUUAUUAUCUUACACAAUUUUUCUUCUCGAAUACAUUUUGCUUUUAUUAUGGAUGUUUAGAUAUUUUUACUGGAAAACAAAAAUGAUUAAUAUGAUUCUUUUGCACUUAAAAGCCCUACACAGCACAGCACAAAUCAAAUUAUAUAUUCAGAUUGCAUACAUUUAAUAAAAUAUAUACAAAUUAUGAAAACUUAUCAAUAUGAAUCUGCAGUUCAGCUUCUCUGGCCUACUUAAGAUUUUUUUUAAAAUGUGGCGAUUGUCCCUUGAUCUUGAAGGUACUCUGACGCCUGCAGUGCUAGCGACAUAAUUUACACCCUAACACUCACUCUUACCAAACGCAUUUUGCGUGAAUGGCUUUGUCUAUUUGUUUUGGUUCGAUCAGAUCCAGCUCCGUCCGUAACAGUAGUUUGUAUUUGUGUUUUGACUCCAUGUCAGCGUCACUCUGCUGUCGAGGUUGAGAGGAGCCGUUUCAGACUCUGCAUGUCAAUGUUUUAGUUUGUAUUUGCAAAUACUGUAUUUUAUUUUCAUUAAACAUCCUCUAGUGUAAUAAUAUUAUUAACAUUAAUUAUAAGAAUAGGCAGCAUUUCCUAAGUUUAGUAAGUUAUGUACAGUAUAAUUUAUUAUUUUCUCCAGUUGGACAUUUGUUUUUUUUUAUGAUCGUAUGGAAACUGCGCUUGAUAAAGCAUUAUAUUUAGCUGGGUAGUUAUUUAGAUCUCAAUAUGUUUUUUUUGUUUUUUUUUCUGUUUUGUUUUUUAUUAAUCCUGUUUUGACGCUGGUAUAUCUCUGAGAAAGUGGUCACGGUGAACUGCUGACAUGAAGGAAAAGAGACUCUUCUCUUUUUUAUCAUUUUCUUUUCUCGUCCGUGCAUCAUUCAUGAACUCCAAACACAUUUCUUAAAGCACUAGGACUCUGGAUACUCAGAGAAAAACAUAAGAAGAACAUGAUAUUUUUAUUUGUAAUGGUUUAUGUAUAAUGUGAAGUUUAGGUUCCUAUCUGUUGACAUCUCUUUUUCUUUUUACUAAAGAUAAAGAAAAUUAUAUUAUACCCCUGUUGAUAUUGAACAGAAUGAGCGUGGAUUUGUUUACUGAGGUUUGUCAUCCUCUUACGAUUCAUUGGAACAUCAUUGGUUUGGACUAAUGCAUUUGUAUACCUACUGUGUUUUAAAGUACAGUUCAGAUCAGGGUUACAAUACAGAGCAUCUAACUCUUGAAUCUAAACACAGAACCUUUCUGAAUUAGUAGUCAGAUUGUCUGAUUCAAGUGCAGCUCCAGUGAAUGGCCAUAUUUCUAUCUGUUAGACUCCAGAAUUGUUUUAGCUCCACGCUAUGUCUCCCUCUGUCAAUCAAACACAGAGUGGUGAUGUUACAAUCACAAAAUAGCAGCCAUCUGGUGUGACCAUGUUUUCUCAUGUAGAAAUUCCCACAAUCCUAUUAAUCGGACACAUAUGCUAGAGGAAGGACUGGCUGGUUUAACAUACAGGGUCACAUUGUGUCAAUUAUCUGUCGACACGGUAACAUCAUGGUCUUUAUAUACACAUAAAUAUGAGAUGAAUUUGAAGAUUGUGACAAUGAUGAUUACCUGUAUUAUGAACAACAAUAGAUAAGACAAUCAAAGUCAUGUGUGGAGCUCAAAACAAUGUUAAAAAACAACGACAAACAAAAAGUACUUAGAUACUUAUCUUACCAUCUCAACUUGAAAAUCGAGAAAGAUAAUUAUGUAAAUAUAGCAUAGAGUUAUAGAUUUAUAUUUUGUUCAUAACACAGUGUAAUAUAAGUUGUAUAUUUCUUUCUCUCUUUUAUUGAUGUUAUUCAUGCCACAAUAAAAUCAAGAGUUACUGAACUCUUAUGGAAAAAAAGAAAAAAAAGCAAGCCGUGGGUUACCACCAUCUGUUCUAAGUUGACGUUUUUCAGUAUUACUGCCAGUCAAGGCUCAAAUAAAAACAGCAACGUGUUCUGUAUCUCUA